Messenger RNA from Perkinsus marinus ATCC 50983, 1260 nucleotides. Its product is annotated as DEAD box ATP-dependent RNA helicase, putative. The record is from RefSeq and is a predicted model, not a curated record. The annotation marks the transcript as partial. Lineage: Eukaryota; Perkinsozoa; Perkinsida; Perkinsidae. Gene Ontology annotation, molecular function: RNA helicase activity; ATP binding; nucleic acid binding. The transcript is spliced from 8 exons.
UAAUCCCCGAGGAAGGAGUUUGGUCAUCUCAGACGUGGCGUGGGCUUCUCUACAGCUCUCGAGACCUGUCCUGAGAGGCCUUAAUGCAUUGGGUUUCGCAGAGCCUACACCAGUGCAAAGGGACGUGAUACCAGUCGCUCUUAGAAGCCAGGAUAUAUUGGCGAUGGCCGAGACGGGUAGUGGUAAGACUGGAGGCUUUCUUCUCCCGAUUGUGGAACGACUGUGCCAAGCUAGUCACGUCCGCUCUCGCCGUAAAGAUCCCCACACUGGUCGUAUCACUGGUGGUCGAGCGGCGACCAAGGCUCUUGUUUUACUGCCCACACGAGAACUCGCGGUACAGUGCUACAAGAUGCUUCGGGACUUCACCAAGUUUGCCCCUUUAACCUCGUGCUUAGUGGUAGGGGGGUUCGAUGCCCAGAAGCAGGCCUCGGAAAUGCGAGCUCAGCCGGACGUUGUGUUGGCCACGCCUGGCAGGGUAUUGGACUUGGUAGUAAUGGACAAGCGGAUGAGGCAGGUUACUCGUUGUUUGAUUCAGCUCUUGAAUUCGCCAAAUAUUCAUCUGGAGAUGUGUGAGAUAGUCGUCUUGGAUGAAUGUGACCGCCUGUUGGAGAUGGGCUUCCGCGACGAGUGCUUGACGGUACUAGGAGGGGGUCUACUGUUGUCUUUCAUGAUGUACAUGGCGAUGUGCUCGGCGGGGAUCGAUCUCACGACCUCUGGGUCAUCGCCGCCGCGCUCAACCAUUCGACUAUUGGGUUUGUGGCAGAUUAUUCAGAAGCACUGCAAUCGGUCUCGCCAAACCAUGAUGUUCAGCGCUACCAUGAAUCAAGAGGUGCUGAAGCUGGCCAAGGUGGUACUGUCCAAGCCUGUCACUAUUGAGACCACUAAGGCUAAUCGAGUGUCUCCUACGCUCACACAGGAAUUCAUCAGAGUCACUUCAGAGCAACAACGAGAAGCCACACUGCUUGCUGCUUGCACGAAACACUUUCCGAAGCGCUGUCUGAUCUUCUGCGCACAGAAGAAGACGGCUCAUCGUAUGGCGGUCCUCUUGGGUCUAGUAGGAAAGGUUAAGUUUGCGGAGCUCCACGGCAACCUCAGCCAGCAACAACGAGUCAAGGCUCUUGCUGAUUUCGAGUCGGGCAAAGCAACUCACCUUAUCUGUACUGAUUUGGCGGCGAGAGGGCUGGACCUCCCCCAUGUCGAGACGGUCAUCAACUUUGAGCUCCCUCCAGAUGUUACAAAAUACGUCCAUCGUGUUGGCAG